AUGGCGCAAACUGCGGGUGUAAAGCCCAUGACCAUUGCUGGUCGUGUGGCACUCGAAAGAGAGAGAUGCCUGGGCAUGACGGAUGCAGAAAGGGCCUGGCGCAAACAGUGGUUAAAAGAUCAAGUUUUGGCAGCAAAUGAACCAGUGCAUGUUGAAGAAUAUUGGAGGGAACGCACCAACCCAAUACGCCGCUUCUAUCGCAAACCUUUGGAUACCUUAUUCACAAAACUCGCACCUAUUUUGGGUAAAGCACGUGCUCAAGACUAUAGAUAUGUUACAGGAAAAUUGGGAAUUAUUGCAGUUGGAAUCCUUUGUACACACUACUACUUUAAAUAUAAUGGCAAUGAUUGGACAAAGAAAGGAGGUUGGAGAGUUAUAAAGACUAAACCCAUGGUAUUGCCUGGACAGCCAGGCUUUCCUUACAAAUCGGAACGUUGUGUGGAUAGUGAUUAUGCUGAAAGAGGUUUCAAAAAAUCUGUAAUCUAA
This is a messenger RNA of Chilo suppressalis (striped riceborer), 486 nucleotides long. NCBI's taxonomy places the organism in Eukaryota, Metazoa, Arthropoda, Insecta, Lepidoptera, Crambidae. The record is from the annotation of a GenBank genome assembly.